This is a messenger RNA of Peromyscus californicus insignis, 2588 nucleotides long. RefSeq names its product solute carrier family 10 member 1 (gene Slc10a1). Gene Ontology annotation, cellular component: membrane. Lineage: Eukaryota; Metazoa; Chordata; Mammalia; Rodentia; Cricetidae. Bases 1 to 1086 code for a protein of 361 amino acids. The transcript is spliced from 5 exons. Gene Ontology annotation, biological process: bile acid and bile salt transport. The record is from RefSeq and is a predicted model, not a curated record. Gene Ontology annotation, molecular function: bile acid:sodium symporter activity.
AUGGAGGUGCACAAUGUAUCAGCCCCCUUCAAUUUCUCGCUGCCACCUGGCUUUGGCCGCCGCCCCACAGACAAGGCGCUGAGUGUCAUCUUGGUGUUAAUGCUGCUAUUUGUCAUGUUCUCACUGGGCUGCACCAUGGAGUUCAGCAAGAUCAAGGCUCACCUGUGGAAGCCCAAAGGGGUGGUCAUCGCCAUGUUGUCCCAGUAUGGCAUCAUGCCCCUCACUGCCUUUGUCCUGGGCAAGGUCUUCAGGCUGAACACAGUUGAGGCACUGGCCAUCCUCAUCUGUGGCUGCUCUCCUGGAGGGAACCUGUCUAACCUCUUCACCUUGGCCAUGAAGGGGGACAUGAACCUCAGCAUUGUGAUGACCACCUGCUCCACCUUCACAGCCUUGGGCAUGAUGCCUCUCCUCUUGUACAUCUACACCAGAGGGAUCUAUGAUGGAGAUCUUAAGGACAAGGUGCCCUAUGGGGGCAUUAUGAUAUCACUGGUCAUGGUUCUCAUUCCUUGCAGCAUAGGAAUCUUCCUCAAGACCAAAAGGCCACAAUAUGUUCCCUACAUCAUCAAGGGAGGAAUGAUUACCACUUUCUUCCUCAGCGUGGCUGUCACGGUCCUCUCUGUCAUCAAUGUGGGCAAUAGCAUCAUGUUCGCCAUGACACCACCGUUACUGGCCACCUCCUCCCUGAUGCCUUUCAGUGGCUUCCUGCUGGGCUAUGUUCUCUCUGCUGUCUUCCAGCUCAAUCCAAGGUGCAGGCGCACCAUCAGCAUGGAAACAGGAUUCCAAAAUGUUCAACUCUGUUCUACCAUCCUCAACGUGACCUUCCCCCCUGAAGUCAUUGGACCACUUUUCUUCUUUCCUCUUCUCUACAUGAUUUUCCAACUUGCAGAAGGAAUUCUCUUCAUUGUUAUCUUCCGGUGCUAUGAGAAAAUCAAGCCUCCCAAGGACAAAACGAAAGUCAUCUACAAGGCUGCUUCAACUGAAGAUGCUAGCCCAGCUCUGGAAAAAGGCACCCACAAUGGGAAUGUUCCUUCUACACAACCUAGCCCUUCCCCCAACGGACUGGAUUCUGGUCAGGUGAAAAAUUAGAAGCAACAAGAAAGAACACCAAUCUUGCCUGAAUGUUUGUAUAACACUUCCAGCAAAUCACUUUCCAGCAAAACCUAAGCUAGAGGAGCAAUCUACCCAGGAACCCUCACCCAUCCCCAACAUGGAAUUUGCUAUUUGUUCAAAAACUAAGAACUGGGCAAAGUGGUUCAUGUCUAUAAUCCCAAUGCUCAGAAACUCAAAGUCAACCUUAAGGUACAAAGCAAGACUGUCAAACCAAAAAUACCCUUCAGUGGCUAUGAACACUUAUGAAGGCUGCACUCACCCCCGACCACACACACAGCAGUAUCUGAUGAGCAUUAAUGUCACUAUUUCUAAACUUACCAGUAGGUAGGUGUUCAUGAAACAUCCACAACUUGUUUCAAGUAACUCAAAAGGAAAUAAACUGUAAUACUAAUUGUUCUAAUUUAUGAAAAGUCCAAUCUUAAUUCUUUUUCCCUUUGACACAUGACUUGUGUUCAAGUUCAAAUCAAUACCAAGUACACAAGUGUCUGGGCAGUGGUGGCACACACUUUAAUCCCAGCACUCAGGAGGCAGACCUGUGAGUCCCAGGCCAGCCUGGUCUACAAAGAGUGUUCAAGACAGCCAGAGCUGUUACACAUAGAAACCCUGUCUCAUAAACAAAAACAAAAUGCACAAAAGCAAUUAAACAGGACAAAAUUGCCAUCCAUUACCACCAUGAAAGGGUUUCAAAUAUCAGAAGCAAGAGAAAUUCUUACUUAAAAAGCUAAGAAACAAGCCAGCACAAUUACACUUGAUGCCCAUUCUAUCAAUUUACCUGCGAGUGCCAUUAGGCACUCUAAAAACUUUAGAGGAAGUACUAUACAGAAAAAUAUUUGAACCUUCGUAUUUCCUCUAUACCUAAACAUUUUGCACUUUUUACUCAGAUGCCCAAAAACACUGAAAGAUGAACAAACUACCCAAUGCAUACAGUCGAACAUGGUUAGCUACUUUCUAUUUUAUUAUGUAUACAGUGUUUUGUCUGCACGUAUCCCUGCAGGCCAGAAGAGGGCGCCAGAUCUCACUACAGAUGGUUGGGAGCCACCAUGUGGUUGCUGGAAAUUGAACUCAGGACCUUUGGAAGAAUAAGCAGUGCUCUUAACCUCUAAGCCACCUCUCCAGCCCGACUACAUUUUUAUUUACUAGUGAUCAAGUACAACUGAGGCCAUAUUAAGGGCACCUCUUUGGCAAAGUGGCAAUACUAACAAGUAUUCCCAGGACCAGAACAAGACCGACUAUUUGGGUUCAUCUUUACCAUGUUUUUAUUAAAUUUAAAAAAAAAAAAAAAAAAGCAUGGUGGCAUACCCUUCGAAGCACACACUCACAUGCCUGCUAAAGCAGCAGGUGGUUUGCCUCAGGUUUGAGGUCAGCCUGAGCUACACAGUACCUAGCAAGCCCAAGUUUUCAACCAAAAAAAAAAAGUUUAGGUAUGUUAGGGCAGUCUAACACCAGCAAUUUGGGGGAGGGCAUAAAAGAAUGACAAA